Messenger RNA from Ostreobium quekettii, 2364 nucleotides. Lineage: Eukaryota; Viridiplantae; Chlorophyta; Ulvophyceae; Bryopsidales; Ostreobiaceae. The record is from the annotation of a GenBank genome assembly.
AUGCCGCGCGGACGGGCCCAUGGCGAGUGGUGGCGGCUCGCGGCCGGCGCGAUCCUGCUGGCUGCCGGGCUGCAGCUCUGGGGUGCGGCCCACGGGCAGAAGACCGUUGGGGAACUCGUGGCGGAAGACAAGCGGCUGGGAAUAAUGUCAGCAGCUCUGAGCGUCGCCCUCGAAGAUGGUCCCAUCACUCCCGAUGGCACUGCGUACACAGUCAUUGCACCCACGGACAGGGCGUUCGCCAAGGCAACAGAGGACGGCAGUAUCCUGUGCACAAAUAGCAGGGCAUGCGCGUCGGAGAACGAGUUCUUGUUUUCUUCAGGAGUAGAGGAAUUUGUACUUAGGCAUGUUUUCAGGGGGUAUCUUUUCCCAGAACUAUGGACAGAUGGUCAAAUUUUGAGGUCUGUCAACGGUGCCUACUCAAAGGUUGAAAAUCUGGACGGUGGCGCGAUCACCAUCGGUGGUGCUCACUUGGCUCAGAAGAAUUCCAGGAUAGCAGCAGCGGAUGGAGUCAUUCUUGUGGUGGACUCCGUGCUUAAAGACUACAGCCGCCUUGACCCCUCCGCCGUUGCCUCUGCAGAAAGAAUAGCGGAUGUAGGACCUUUCUCCGAUGGCCAGUACAGAGUCCUUGUCAACGAGCUGACGAGCUACGUCACUUGUUACCGCAAAAUUCGUGGCCUGGGGUUCCGAGAUUGGGAGAGUCGCCAACAGUCAGCACUGGUGUUCAGCCCUUUGCUGAGCAAGCCAUCCGAACCUGAAGGUGUGGGCGGCUGUGAAGAAGGCCACAGCAGGAUUGGCGGUGAUCCAGCCCUGAAGGGAUUGAGGCGGCAGAUGUUCGUGGCACCUCCAAGCGGCAAGGCGCAAGAGUGGAGCAAUGGAGUGUUUUGGACCAUUCCGCUGGACGUCGAGCGUCCGGACAGCGAUGAUGACCUGGCCUACAUGACGGUCAUGCAGCUGGCAUCGCUCUUAAGGCAGAAAAAAGUAACUUCAAAGGAGCUGACGGCCCUUUAUCUGGACAGAUUGAAAAGAUACGACGACACCCUGGAGGCUGUCGUCACGUUCACGGACAGCCUGGCAAUGUCUCAGGCCGCCCAAGCCGACCAUGAAAUGGAGGCGGGCGUCUUCCGGGGACCCCUUCACGGAAUUCCGUACGGCCUUAAGGACCUCAUGGCAGUUCCCAACUACCCUACGACCUGGGGCGCGGAGCUGUUCUCGAACCAGGUCCUCAACGAAGCAUGCUGGCCGUACAAGCAGUUGCUGUCCUCCGGAGCUGUACUGGUGGCGAAGCUGGCGACGGGGGCCAUGGCGUGGGGAGAUGUGUGGUUCAAUGGGCGGACGAAAAAUCCUUGGAACAUAGCAGAGGGCAGCUGCGGCUCAUCUUCAGGAUCAGGGGCGGCGACUAGUGCGGGGCUUGUCCCAUUCGCGAUUGGCACCGAGACGUGGGGCUCCAUGUCCUGCCCAUCUGAGACAAUGGGGGUCACGGGAUACAGGCCCACGUUUGGGACCGUGGGCCGAACGGGCGUCAUGUCGCUGGCGCCCUCCCUGGACAAAAUUGGGGCAUUCUGUCGGGAAGCCACAGACUGCGCCAUCAUCGUCAAUGCGAUGCGGGGAAAGGACCCUGAAGACAUGUCAUCGGUCAUUGCGCCUCCGAUAGAUCCCCAGGAUGUGGCAGUGGAGGACAUGAGAAUCGGAUACAUCAAAGAAGCGGACACACAGGUGGUCAGGGAGAUGGCGCAUUUGGGCGCCCAAAUGGUCCCUGUGACCCUCAAUUUCAGCGUUCCCGCCAGCGACGUAGUAAAUAUCAUACUGGCUUCCGAAGCAGGCGCAUAUUUCGACCAGUGGCUGCGCAGCGACGCGAGCAACACCAUGCGGGAGCAGCACAAGUGGCCAGACUAUAUCCGCAGUGCCAGGUUCAUUCCCGCAGUCGAGUACAUUCAGGCCAAUCGUGCGAGAGUGGGCCUCAUGAAGGAGGUGAGUGCCAAGCUGGCCGGGCUUGAUGCCGUGCUCGUGCCGGCGCGACUGCAAGGGAACCAAAACGGGGUGGGCAACGGCGUGGGCACUCCUCAGGUCGUCUUUCCUGUCGGAUUUGAACCAGUGGCUGCCAAGGAAGGGCGGGCAUCGAAGAGAAAAGAUCCCAAGGUCCAGGCCCUAAUCGGCUUGCCAUACUCCGACGCCAAGCUGCUGGCCAUAGUGUCAGCUUACCAGACAGCCACAACUUACCACCUCAGGCGCCCUCCAAUUGACGACGUUGAGGAAGAUGUCAGAGACCUCUGCCUCCCCUACAGCAGGUGCUCCCAAAAGAAUGACCGAGAGGAUAUCAGCGAUGAUGAUGCCGGCGACUUGGCCGACAUUGCGGACAACCUCUGA